This is a messenger RNA of Eurytemora carolleeae, 1641 nucleotides long. Its product is annotated as protein disulfide-isomerase. Gene Ontology annotation, biological process: response to endoplasmic reticulum stress; protein folding. Lineage: Eukaryota; Metazoa; Arthropoda; Copepoda; Calanoida; Temoridae. Gene Ontology annotation, molecular function: protein disulfide isomerase activity. Gene Ontology annotation, cellular component: endoplasmic reticulum. The transcript has 3 exons. Bases 64 to 1563 code for a protein of 499 amino acids. The record is from RefSeq and is a predicted model, not a curated record.
CACAUAUACACAGGUAUAAUGUAUACACGGAUACAGGUGAAACCAUCCAGUUAAAUCACGAUCAUGAGACUGAUUCUACUUAUCUUCUGUCUCCCGUUAGUUCUGUGUAUUACUGGAGUAUAUGAGAAGAGUGAGGGUAUAUAUAUAUUAAACAAUGGAAAUUAUGAGUCUGCAGUUGAAGAAUUUGAUUAUCUUUUUGUUUAUUUCUACGCGCCCUGGUGCGGACACUGUAAAGCUCUCGGUCCAGAGUUUGUCAAGGCAGGACAGAUGCUCAGAGAGAAGGAUAGUUUGAUCAAACUUGCCAAGGUGGAUGGAACGGAGGAGACGGAGAUUUUAGACAAGGAAAAUGUGACCGGAUAUCCGACCCUGAAACUUUACCGGAAGGGAGAAAUGGUUCCGUAUGCCGGAGGAAGGAUGGCUCCAGAAAUGGUUGACUGGUUGGAGAAAAAGAUUUCUCCUCCUGCUCAAAUCCUGGAAACCUUGGAAGAUGUGGAAGAAUUUCUGUCAAAGAGCGAGGUUUCUGUUAUCGGGUUAUUUAGCCAGGACGGAGAAAAAAAGAGUAUGUAUGAGACGGCCUGUAAGGAUUAUGAUGACUACGGAGUACAUUAUCCAGUAGGAUUGUCUACCAACAAGGAAGUCGUAGAAAAAUAUUCCGAAAAGGAAGGAAUAGUUUUGUUUAAGAAGUUUGAUGAGUUAAAGGCAAUUUACUCCGGAGACUACAGUACACAGAGUAUCAGAGACUUUAUCACUGAAGAAUCCUUGCCAAACGUGAUUGAAUUUAAUCAUGAAAAUGCGCAAAAAAUGUUUAAAUCACCAAACAACGAAAAGUCCCAUCUCCUGGUUUUCCACAACAGCAGCUUGGAGAGUUUUAAAGAUGAGUUUAGUAUGCUCCGACGAGUUGGGAAGGAGUUUAAGAAACAGGUUAUAUUUGUGAGUGUAGAUGUAGUAGAAGAGGAUCAUCGAAGAAUGAUUGAAUUUCUUGGAGUUCGGCAUCGGAUCAACAACGAUUCAUUCCCUACAAUGAGAAUUAUAACCAUGAAGGAUAACUCUGGUCCUGUCAGGUUCAGACCUGAGGAUACAACAGUUUCGGAGGAGAAUAUCCGAACCUUUGUCUCCGACUACAUAUCAGGAAAGGUUCCAAGAGAAUAUUUUGUUGAACCACUCCCGGAGAACUGGGACGAGACAGCUGUCAAAUAUCUGACAGCUGUUAACCUGAAGAAGUUUGUUGAAGAUGAAACUAAGAAUGCUCUGGUUAUGUUUUAUGCUCCUUGGUGUGGACACUGUAAAACAUUGUCUCCAGUUUGGGACAAACUAGCUGCAAAUUUUGCUGACACUGAUUACGUGUUUGGUAAGAUUGAUGCAACUGUAAACGAGAUCGAUGGAUUCCCAAAGAUAAAUUCUUUCCCAACCAUCAAACUUUUCAUGAAGGAUGGAAGACAGGCUGAAUAUAACGGAGAGAGAACUGUCGAAGGAAUUAGUAAAUUUAUUAAGACGGACGGAGUUUACGGGAUGGCUGCUCCGGAUGAAGAGAUGAACACAAAACCAAACAAGGAUGAACUAUGAUUUCUCAGGGUCGGAGCUAAGGCACGCUCGGGAUAUCUUCUAUAUUUCUUCAUAUUGAAAAAUAAAUAUUGAAUUUUU